AAAGUAGCCUUAAUAGCAGAAGUCAGUCUCAAAAUUCUUGUUAAACCACACCCCCCACUUUCACAGGAAGUCCUGGGUCUGCUAAAACUCCCAGCACAACAGAGACACAGAGGAAGAGUGAGUGAGAGACAGAAAUGAAAAGACAGGUGGAGACAUAAACAGGAUAUACGAGAGGAAAGAGACAAAAGAAUCUGUGGACAAAAAAGUGAUAAAAAAAAAAGAGCGAAUAAUAGAAUAAGAGCGAGGGUGGGGCAGAGAACGUGAGUAGAAGUAGAGGGUGGAGGAAGGAGGGGGGAGGAGGCAAGAGGGAGGGUGAUGGCAUGUGUGUUGGCUGAUGCUUCACCGUUCUGCCUUUCGAUGCGACGCAGCAGCUUCAAGUCUGAAGACAGAGAUACCUGCUUUCAUCUAUCCAAGCAUGCACUGGGAUCGGGACUGACUGCAGUCUGAAACAUCCAACGGGACACAGGCUUUAACUUCACCAAAUGAAGCAUGAACUCCUCCUCGCCAUAACAGACAGCAUGGAUGCUCAAACACGUCCAUCACCAGACUAGAGGCAGCUUUCCUGAUACAAGCUUCCUGUUGGCUCACAAGGCAGCUUGUGUUAACGGUAAACAGGCUUAAGAUGAGCACUACUAACCACAGCUGUCAAGUCAGCGAAGAUCUGCGCAUAUACCAGCACCAGGUGUACGCUGUGGUGUACAGUGUGAUCUUAGCACCAGGGCUGCUGGGUAAUGUGUUGGCACUCUGGGUGUUCAGGGCUUAUGUGAGAGAAACCAAGAAGGCUGUGGUGUUCAUGAUGAACCUGGCUGUGGCCGACCUGCUGCAGGUGCUCUCUCUGCCUCUGCGGAUCUACUAUUACCUGAACGACACCUGGGCCUUUGGUCAUUUUCUCUGCAUGAUAUGCUUCUAUCUGAAGUAUGUCAACAUGUACGCCUCCAUCUACUUCCUGGUGUGUGUCAGCAUGCGUCGCUGUGAGCUUAUCAUGCGUCCGCUGAGGUGCAACUCUUCCACGCGAAAAAGAGACUUGCUUAUCUGUAGCUUUGGUUGGCUGUUGGUCUUCCUGGGCUGUCUGCCCUUCCCUCUGCUGAGGACCAGCAAUGACCUGAAUUCUGUCUCCGGAGAGAAAAACACCUCAAAGUGUUUCUCAGAGCUGCCCAUGAGGACUAUCAGUGUUCCAGCAGCCGGGGCCCUCCUGAUCACAGCUGAGCUGCUGGGCUUCAUAAUCCCCCUCAUCCUGGUGUUAGCCUGCACCUGUCUGACUGCAGGGAGCCUCCGUGAACAUACAGCAGGUCCGAUCCCUGACCGAGGGGAGAAGCGGAGGGCGUUAAGGAUGGUGUUGAGCUGUGCUGUGGUCUUCCUCGUGUGCUUUGCUCCCUACCAUGUCACUAUGCCCCUGGACUUCCUGGUUAAAGCCAACGCCCUGAGCAGCUGCACCCUCAGGGACCUGAUAAAGCGCUGUCACCCCGUCACACUCUGCCUGGCCAGCCUGAACUGCAGUCUGGACCCACUUAUUUACUAUUUCACAACUGAUGAAUUCUGGAGGCGACUGAGCAAGCCCGAAAUACCAGAGAGCAGGAUUAUGGGCAGGCGCCUUUCCUGUAUGACUGGUGGCGAGGAGGCCGAUGACUAGACAGCAGCGUGUCCAAAUAUCAACCACUAAUAACUGAGAUAACGUGUAUGCAUUCCUAAAAACUAGGCAAACAUAACGGACAUGCAAAUACUAUGUAAAAACAUGGCAACGAACAUCAAAAAUGUGAAUAUUUUUUUCUAUUUAUGUUCUCAAUAAAAGGCAUCUGAUUUUUUUUAAAUUUGUGUGACCCUGGUGAAGAGUGAGUCGUUCCUGUUAUGACGGAUUAACUUCAUCAGUGCCAACAUCUCUAAUAAGCAUCAGGAAACACAGCAUACAGGCCCAACCUGU
Acanthopagrus latus (yellowfin seabream) is the source of this 1918-nucleotide messenger RNA. RefSeq names its product G protein-coupled receptor 174 (gene gpr174). Gene Ontology annotation, molecular function: G protein-coupled receptor activity. The record is from RefSeq and is a predicted model, not a curated record. The coding region runs from base 623 to 1630 and encodes 335 amino acids. Gene Ontology annotation, biological process: phospholipase C-activating G protein-coupled receptor signaling pathway; positive regulation of Rho protein signal transduction. NCBI's taxonomy places the organism in Eukaryota, Metazoa, Chordata, Actinopteri, Spariformes, Sparidae. The transcript is spliced from 3 exons. Gene Ontology annotation, cellular component: membrane.